AUGGUUCCAAAGGCCGCCACUGGUGACUGGCGCCCCUGCGGUGACUACAGGGCCCUGAACAACGUUACCGUCCCGGACCGUUACCCUGUCCCACAUCUUCAGGAUUUUGCCGGUGCCCUAUUCGGCAAGUCUGUAUUCUCAAAGAUUGAUCUGGUCCGUGCUUUCCACCGAAUUCCCAUAGCCCCGGAGGACGUUUCGAAGACGGCCGUUACCACACCCUUUGACCUCUUUGAGUUCCUGCGCAUGCCGUUUGGACUUCGCAACGCCUCCCAGACCUUCCAAAGGUUUGUAGACAGAGUGCUUCGCGGCUUACCAUUUGUCUACGCCUAUAUCGACGACCUUCUGAUAGCCAGCUCUACCACUGAAGAACACAUGGAACAUCUUACAACGGUGUUUGACCGCCUUCAACAAUUUGGCGUUGUUCUCAACACGUCAAAGUGCGUCUUCGGUGUGCCCUCCCUAGAAUUUCUCGGUCAUCUGGUCGACUCCCACGGUAUUCGGCCUCCUCCCUCAAAGUUUGCCGCCAUUCGGGACUUUCCACCCCCUACCUCGAAGCGUCAGUUGCAACGGUUUCUUGGUAUGGUGAACUUUUAUCGCCGGUUUCUCGCAAACUGUGCCGACACCAUCCUACCUCUGACCAAUCUCCUCUCAGGUUCUAAACGCACCUUUGAACUUACACCAGCAGCACUCACGUCAUUUGAGCAGGUAAAAGCCCUUCUGGCUGACGCCACCAUCCUGACUCACUUUCACGCUGAUGCAUCCAUAUCUUUGAUGGUCGAUGCCUCCAAUGUUGCUGUUGGCGCGGUUCUUCAACAAAGUCUGCCGGAUUCUACCGUGCCUUUGGCUUUCUUCUCCAAGAAACUAUCCAAAUCCGAAACCCGCUACAACACAUUCGGACGUGAACUUCUCGCCGCUUAUCUUGCCGUAAGGCACUUCCGGCAUUUACUCGAAGGUCGAGAGUUCACAAUUUUCACUGAUCAUAAGCCACUCACGUUUGCAAUACAUUCCCACUCUGACAAGCUAAGCCCCGGGAGAUCCGUCACCUGGACUACAUUUCGCAGUUCACUUCAGACAUCCGCCAUAUUGACGGGUCACGGAAUGAGGUGGCUGACGCACUCUCAAGGCCCUCUAUUGCUCAUCUUCAGCUUUCACCCGGGAUAGACCUCGCUGAGAUGGCCGCUGAACAACGCCGUGUCGGUCCACCCUGUGAUGAGGAUGUUUCCGGACUCCAUCUUCAGGGGCUACCACUGACAACUGGCAACGGCAGUAUUCUAUGCGACGUAUCCACCCCAUCUCAUCGUCCAUUGUUGCCACCAUCUCUCCGCCGAAAAGUUUUAUCUUCCCUGCACAAUCUCUCUCACCCUGUGAGUCGAGCAACCGACAAGCUGGUUUCCGACCGCUUCAUCUGGCCUGGAAUGCACAAUUACCUGAAAGCAUGGACACGGGCGUGUCUCGGCUGUCAACGGAAUAAGGUCCGACGGCACAACAAAACUCCCAUUGGCACCUUCCCUACUCCGGACGCACGAUUCAGUCAUAUCCACCUGGACAUCGUAGGCCCCCUGCCUCUGUCCAAUGGCUGCUCCUAUCUCCUUACCUGCGUGGAUCGAUUCACCCGGUGGCCGGAAGCUAUUCCACUGUCUGAUGUCGCAGCUCCAACGGUCGUCAAGGCUUUCCUCAGUCGUUGGGUUGCCAUUUUCGGUGCUCCCUCCAUUAUCACGACUGACCGUGGUGCCCAAUUUGAAUCUCACCUCUUCCAGUCUUUACUCUCCUUUUUAGGCUGUACUCGCAUCCGCACUACAGCCUAUCAUCCGGCAGCCAACGGGAUGGUCGAGCGGUUUCACCGUCAGCUGAAGGCCUCCCUACCCACCGCAGACGAUCCGGAGAAUUGGACAGACCACCUCCCCCUAGUCUUCUUGGGCAUUCGCUCCUCCCUCAAGUCGGACCUUGAUUGUUCUGCCGCUGAACUCGUGUUCGGUGCAACCGUCCGACUUCCCGGUCAGAUGAUCUCGCCAACCCCGCGAGUUGCAGUUGAGGAUCCCACCAACCUCCUGCAUCGCCUCCGGCAAUUCCUGCGGACACUUUCUCCGGUUCCACCUAGGCCAUCCGUCUCCAAAUCUUAA
Spirometra erinaceieuropaei is the source of this 2120-nucleotide messenger RNA. The record is from the annotation of a GenBank genome assembly. Lineage: Eukaryota; Metazoa; Platyhelminthes; Cestoda; Diphyllobothriidea; Diphyllobothriidae.